Cydia pomonella (codling moth) is the source of this 2645-nucleotide messenger RNA. RefSeq names its product lipase 1-like. The transcript has a single exon. Gene Ontology annotation, molecular function: hydrolase activity, acting on ester bonds. Gene Ontology annotation, biological process: lipid metabolic process. Bases 268 to 1416 code for a protein of 382 amino acids. Lineage: Eukaryota; Metazoa; Arthropoda; Insecta; Lepidoptera; Tortricidae. The record is from RefSeq and is a predicted model, not a curated record.
AUUUAAAUAUGCUUCAAUGUUAUCUACGUUCGUAUUUGCCUCGAUGUUUCGGACUUGUUUUAACGUCUAUGAUCCUGUGUGUGAACAAUCGUGUGUGUGUGUGAACAUUCAAAAAAAUUAAAAUUGCAUAAAAUUUGCCAGGACUUCAUUCUGCGAAUUUGCCUCGAUAUUUCGAAUUUAUAUUAUCAUACGAGUAACACGACUCCGAAACGUUAUGUGAAACAUAUGAACGCUUAAAUCUAAAUCAAAAUAAAGAAAUCCAAAGAUAUGUCAAUCACUACUAUAUCGUUGCUUCUCAUAGUGACCAGCGUACCAGCAAAUUCAUUAAUACCCGAAGAUGCGCGUCUUAAUUUUACCGAACUGAGUAUAAAAUACGGCCACAGCGCAGAAGAGCACAGAGUGACCACAGCAGAUGGCUACAUACUCACUCUAUUCCGUAUCCCAGGGAAGAAACCCCCAGUUUUAUUACUUCACGGAUUAAUCGACUGUUCAGACACAUUUAUUAUAAGAGGCAAUAGCUCUUUAGCUAUAACAUUGGCUAAUAAAGGCUAUGACACAUGGGCUGCGAAUACAAGAGGCAACAAAUACGCUAGACAACAUACCAAACUAAACCCAGACACAGACCUAACAUUUUGGGACUACAGUUUUCACGAUCACGGAUACUACGAUCUCCCCGCUAUUAUAGAUUACAUUUUAAACGCAACUGGACACAAGACUCUUAAAAGCAUCGGACAUUCUGAGGGAACGACAGAUCACUUCGUAUUAGGAUCCCUUAGACCUGAAUACAACGAGAAAAUCCAAAUCUUUAUAGCGAUGGCGCCCUCGGUGUUUUUUAAACAUUUGACGCCCCCACUGUCUUUGAUAAUUGGAAUGGGUCCUUUAUUAGAUCAAGUUUCACGGCCGUUUGAAAUUGAAGAGUUAUUUCGCGAAGGAAGUAUUGAGAAAAUUGCGUUUGAAGAAAUCUGUAACCGAAAUGCUGUUUUUUGUCGUGAGCUUUUAUUUCAAGUUGGGGGACACGAUCCUAAACGGUUAGAACGAGACUUUUUGUCUGUAUUAUUUGGACAUUUUCCUACAUCGGGAUCGAGAAAAGGUCUUAUUCAUUAUAACCAGCUAGGUCUAAGAAAGCGCUUUGGCUUAUUCGACUAUGGCGCUGCAAGCAAUUUAAAACGCUACAGACAGACUGAACCACCCGAUUACAAUCUUACACAAUUCUCUAUGAAAACAGCACUUUUUGCCGGAAAUAAUGACCUUAUCUGUGAUGUUAAGGAUGUGGAAUAUCUUCGAACAGUUCUUCCAAACGUGGUGGAAUAUCAUUUAAUGGACUCGAAAAGAUGGAACCAUUAUGAUUUCGUUUGGGGUAAUGACAUGCAAAAGACUUUGUAUCCUUACAUUUUAAAAUUGUUAGAGAAAUUUUAAAAAUCUUUACUAAAUAAAAAGUGAUUUUACAAGUUCUUUUUUUAUUGAAUUAUAUAUAGAACUAUUCCUCCACCCCUAAGAGGUUUAACUUGACUAUUGACUAUUGGACAUCCACACAUAAGAGGCUGUCAACACCCAAUGUCCUUGAAAUUGAUGUUACUUAAACAGUUUUUUAAGAAAGACUAUUUGUUUUAGUCAAGUAAGUAAAAUAUAUGUUCAUAUUAAUUAUAUUUCAAAGACCGUGGUCGUACUCGAUACACGAUUGAACGAAAUCGGCUCGAUAGAAAAUAAUUGUAAAGAUUGGUCUUAAAAUCACAAUUAAACGGUUUUAUGUCUUUAUUGUUUUGACUUAUGGGUCUGCAAUUAAAAUCACAAUUUCAAAACAUUUAUAUCUAAACCUUGGUCGAGUUAAAUAUUACACUAAUAAUCCACUUUUUUUAAUUUAAAUAUUUUUCUUAUUAUUCCCUUGCCCAGGCCCAGUAACAUGCGACAGUGCUAUCUCAUUUACUCCGAUACAAAUAGACAGUGUGCGCGCUUUAGGUAUUGACAGCCUCUUAACAGACUUUUGGUCCCUAGACUUUAUGAGAUUGCAAUAAGGUUUACGAAUGAUCACAUUACUUUAUCGUCGAUAGUAAUUAUUAGUGACGAUGUCACGAGCUGUGAUGUCAAGAAAGUCGAAUCGACUCGCUCCAUAUCUGUAACGUAACAUUUGUAACUGACAUUGCCACUGCCUACUUGACAUUCAGAGGCAAGCAUCGAGCAAGCUUAUGUAAGCAUAUAGCGUAGAUUGGACAUCUUUUUCUUUCAUAUUUUAGUAAGUAUUUGCCUUUAAUAUGACGUCACUAUAAGCUACCUUUAUGUGCCACACGGACCAAAGUUUUUUUUGCACCUUGUGCUCUCGUGCCUUAGAGUCCCUAGUUACGCAUAAGGUUUUUUUUAUUUGAAUCACUCGCCCUUAGAGCUCCUAACUAAGCUUAGGGUUUUUUUAUAAAAAUAACUCGUCUUUGUAGUCCCGUCCUACGCUCAAGGUUUUUAGUUAGAAUCACUCGCUACACUUGGACUCAAAAUCGGCACACGCACCAAAAACUAACUAAAGGGCUCAUUAAGACGUUACCAGAACUCACAUGCGAGUUUCUUUACAUUGCGGUAUUUGACCGGUCGGCCGAAUUGGUUGUAACCUCAAUAGUCCGCAAUGUAACUAAAAUAGCACACGAGUUCGUUCGCCGUCU